Molecule: messenger RNA, 1002 nt
Organism: Aspergillus melleus
Lineage: Eukaryota; Fungi; Ascomycota; Eurotiomycetes; Eurotiales; Aspergillaceae
Gene: efg1
Product: Efg1 domain-containing protein
Exons: 2
Coding region: 1-1002 (333 amino acids)
Biological process (GO): maturation of SSU-rRNA from tricistronic rRNA transcript (SSU-rRNA, 5.8S rRNA, LSU-rRNA)
Cellular component (GO): preribosome, small subunit precursor; nucleolus
Source: RefSeq, a predicted model, not a curated record
AUGCCGCGUGACUACUCCCGAUCGGCAUCCCCCGUGUCCCAUCCCACCAAGGACAGAAACUAUCGCGAUCGCAGCGACGCCCGUCCCAAGCGCAAAGACCGCGAUGGCGCCGACGACGCCGCCCGCGCCCGCAAGAAGAUUCAGAUGCCGCGCAAAGAAACCAACUAUCCGUCGGUGAACGAGCUGAAGAAACGCAUCCGGGAUGUCAAGCGGCUGUUGAACAAGGUCGAUCUGCCGGCCGAUGCACGCAUCGUGCAGGAACGAGCGUUGGCCGGGUACGAGAAGGAUCUGGAGGAUGAGAAUAACCGUCGGGAUCGGUCGAAGAUGAUCAAGAAGUAUCAUUUUGUGCGGUUUUUGGACCGAAAAACUGCCACCAAAGACGUCAACCGACUCCUACGCCGCGAGAAAGCACUCUCCGAAUCCUCCGACCCAGCCACCUCCAAAAAGACAAAACUAGCACAGAAGAUCCACAUCGCCCGCGUCAACCUCAAUUAUACCAUCUACUACCCCCUCACAGAGAAAUACGUCGCGCUGUACGCGAAGGUCAAGAAGGAGAAAGAAUCCGCCACUGCAGACAGCUCGUCGAAAGACGACGCCGCGGAGGAUUCAGGAGACGACGCUGGCUUCAAGGCUAUUCAUGCUUCGGCGGCGGAUAAGCCGGCGUUGUGGCAUACAGUCGAGAAGUGCAUGAAGGAUGGGACGUUGGAUCUUCUGCGGGAUGGGAAAUUAUCGUCUGCGUCGCCGUCGAGGGAGGAGGGGAGUGGGCAGCAGCAGCAGCAGCAGAAAAGUUCGAGUUCGAGUCGGCAAUCGGAGAAGAACAAGAACACUGCCAAGUCGAAUAACAACAAAAAGACGGACUCGAAGAAAGACAAGACACCGAAGACAUCGAAUCGUGGCGCUGCUGCGAAUAAGAAAACUGAGCGCGCUUCGUCCAAGGUGGUCGUUCAUGAGAACAACGAUGAUGAUGACGACGCCAGUGAUGGAGGGUUCUUUGAGAUGUGA